Messenger RNA from Symbiodinium pilosum, 549 nucleotides. Lineage: Eukaryota; Dinophyceae; Suessiales; Symbiodiniaceae. The record is from the annotation of a GenBank genome assembly.
AUGGAGGAGGCCCGAAUCGCCCGAAAACGGGUCUAUGAGGCCAGAUACUACGUGCAAGGGCCGAUGCACACAGACACCCUGAUGAGCCUCGAAAAGUUGGCUUUAGUCCUUGCGAAGCGUGGGGAGCUAGUGGAGGCCGAGCAGCAGGCCCGAAAGGCCUUUCAGCUCCGGGCGGAGAAGCUGGGAGCCAGCCACAUCGACACCUUGCGGUCAGCGCGGAUCCUCGCAGGGUACCUGCGUGACCUGGGCUCGGAGCAGCAGCAGGCCGAGGCCCAGGCAUUGCUCCAGGAGGCCAAGAAGGACAUGCAGCAACUGCUUGGCCUUGAUCACAAUGAGACGAUCGCUAGCCAAGAACUGUUGGGCAAAGUGCUGGCAUCUCUUGGCGAGCUUGACCAGGCAGUGCGAGAGCUUGAGCAGGUCGUGGAGCUCCUGUCCAAGACAGCUGGGCCGAAGAACUCCCAGACCUUGGAGGUCAUUCAGACCCUGGCAUCUCUCAAAGAGUCGGCUGCUUUGCAAGGCCGAGGCUCAGUGAAGCGGUUGGACGACUCA